Messenger RNA from Pollicipes pollicipes, 393 nucleotides. Its product is annotated as cuticle protein 19.8-like. Lineage: Eukaryota; Metazoa; Arthropoda; Thecostraca; Pollicipedomorpha; Pollicipedidae. The coding region runs from base 1 to 393 and encodes 130 amino acids. The transcript is spliced from 2 exons. The record is from RefSeq and is a predicted model, not a curated record. Gene Ontology annotation, cellular component: extracellular matrix.
AUGUCAUUGCAGGGUUUCAUCGUUGCCGCCGUGCUGGCUGUUGCCGCCGCCGCCCCAGCGCCGGAGACGCCGGGCUACAAGCCCGCUCCGGUCCCCUACCACCCGGCCCCCUCCUACAAGCCGGCCUCUUACCACCCGGAGCCCCAGUACAAGGAGGAGGUCAAGCCGUUCGCUUACGAGUACGCCGUCAACGACGACUACACCGGUACCAUCUUCGCCAAGAGGGAGGAGAGCGAUGGCCACAACACACAGGGAUAUUACUCGGUGGCUCUGCCCGACGGCCGUAUCCAGCACGUCAACUACGUCGUCGACAACUACGGCGACUACAGCGCUGAGAGCUGCUUGCUCUUCUUCUUACGUUUCAACACCGUCAUCAACACCUUCAUCCUCUGA